Messenger RNA from Eutrema salsugineum, 2169 nucleotides. RefSeq names its product transcription factor bHLH70. The record is from RefSeq and is a predicted model, not a curated record. NCBI's taxonomy places the organism in Eukaryota, Viridiplantae, Streptophyta, Magnoliopsida, Brassicales, Brassicaceae. Gene Ontology annotation, biological process: regulation of transcription by RNA polymerase II. The transcript is spliced from 4 exons. Gene Ontology annotation, molecular function: RNA polymerase II cis-regulatory region sequence-specific DNA binding; protein dimerization activity; DNA-binding transcription factor activity, RNA polymerase II-specific. The coding region runs from base 780 to 1823 and encodes 347 amino acids.
GUAAAAAGAAUAAAUCUGAUGAAGAACAGAAAGGAUAGUUAGAGGCAGGCACUGGUUAGUACCCGUAAAGCCAGGGCAUCGACACUUCUAUGCUUAAGAGAUAAGAAGCCAAAAUUCACGCGUUAAUGAAUUGAUACUUCCUUCACGAUUUCACACUUCUAUGCUUCCAUUCACGAAGAAGAAGAGGGGAAAUUCACACUUCCUUCAAAAGGUUCAACUUUUAUUUAUUGGGUCUCAUAAAAAAUUAAAGCUUUUUCAAGACACAAAUCAAUGGAAGCUUUCAUCUUCAUCUUCUUCUCCUUCUCCUUCAUCAUCUUCUGUGUAUUAACGAAAGUCCCCACAACUGUCUGUCUUCGCUGCCAGACAAAACUGCCACAGCCAAUAAUGUUUCUUUGAGGGACCUUUCUUCUGUCAGAGACUCUCUAUCUCUCUCUUCUCUUUCUUUCUCUCUCCUGUUAUUUGCUCUGCUCAGCCUCACCAACUCAUCUUCAGUCCUCAAACAAACAUCUGCUGUCAUCUCUUUUUAUUUUUAUUUUACCUCUUUGUUUCCUUCCCUUUCUCUUUCAUAUCUCACUUUCAGUUUCCUAUUUUCUCUUCAAAAUCUUCUUAGCAAUUUAAGACUACUAUUCUAUAUAAAGCUAACGGCUUUAGCUUCAGAAGCUCUCAUAACCAGAAGCCAGUACAUGAAUUUCUUGUUUUUACCUCUUUAAAACCCCUCACAAUUAUUUCUCCCCAAAGUUGGUCCUAGAGAGAGAAAGAGAAAGAGGUUUCAGCUUCUAAUGGAGAGGAUUCAGGGACAAAACAAGCUCUGUUCUUUGGAUCAAAAAGUGAAUGUGAGAAGAAGCAUAGAAGUUGAAGGAUCUGCAGAGUAUAAAAAGAAAUUUCUCGAGGACGAGCAAUACUCAACUCCAAGCUUGCAAGAUACAAGAAUUCCAUUUCUACAAAUGCUGCAACAAAGUGAAGAAGACUCUUCUUCCGUUUUGUCCUUUAAAGACCCAAACUUUCUAGCACUACUCUCUCUCCAGACACUCGAAAAGCCUUGGGAACUCGAAAACUAUCUCCCGCAUGAAGUUCCAGAGUUUCAUUCACCGAUCCAUUCUGAAACCAACCACUACUAUCAUAAUCCAUCCUUGGAAGCCAUCUCAAGCCAAGAAUAUCAGUUAAACCCAAUAGACAAUGUGAAUUCAAGACGCAAGCGCAGAAACAACAACAAUAAUUUGGCAACAUCAAUGACCAGAGAAAAGAGAAAGAGAAGGAGAACUAAACCAACAAAAAACACAGAAGAGAUGGAGACUCAAAGAAUGACGCACAUUGCGGUUGAACGAAACCGCAGACGCCAAAUGAACGUUCAUCUCAACUCACUCCGCUCCCUCAUUCCAUCUUCCUACAUCCAAAGGGGAGACCAAGCGUCAAUAGUAGGAGGAGCAAUAGACUUCGUGAAGAUCCUCGAGCAACACUUGCAAUCCCUUGAAGCGCAAAAGAUAACUCAGCAAACCGAUAUGUGCAACAGUGAUAAUCCGAGUGGCAUUCCGUCGAGCGAGUUGCGUGCGAGUACCGAAGAACAAACUAGUAAACUCAGAAUCGAUGCCACAGUGAUAGAGAGUCACGUCAAUCUCAAGAUCCAAUGCUUGAGGAAACAAGGACAACUUCUCAGAUCAAUCAUUUUGCUCGAGAAACUUCGAUUCACUGUUCUUCAUCUCAACAUCACAUCGCCGUCCAAUGCAUCUGUCUCUUAUUCCUUCAACCUCAAGAUGGAAGAAGACUGCAAUCUUGGAUCGGCUGAUGAGAUAACGGCGGCAGUUCGUCAGAUUUUCGACUGCUGAUUAUUGGAUUAAAAAAAAAAAACACGAAAAUCCCAACAAAAAAGAAGAAGAAGGAAAAGUAACGAUCUUUUUCGUAACUUCGUUUUUUGGAGGAAGAGAUGCUUUUGUUGGUAUGUAAUUGGAGUCUUCUCGGCAUGGCACUUGACUUGGUUUAAGGCUACUCUACAGAAUUGGGUCCCACCUGAUAGAUGUAUAUCAAGUUUGACCUUUGUGUCUUUAUAUCCAUCAUCAUUGUCUUUUUAUUUAGCUUUUUGCCUCUCUUUUGGGGUUGACUAUUUUUGUUUAAUAAAAGAUCUUAUCAGAUGGCAUUGGGUCUGAAUGUUCGAGGAACUGUUCGGUCCAAAGA